GGCCCGCCCGCGCGCGGCUCACAGCGAGGCGGGCCGCUGAGGCCUCGCGACGCCGGCCCCGCCCCCUGAGCUCGGAACGAGGCGGAGCUGGGAUGCUGGGGCGGGCGGGCGCAGCAUGCCCGCUGCCCCCCGCCGGGACCCAGCCCUGCCGCCCGGUGCCCACCAUGGAGUUGGUGCAAGCGCCCACAGACCUGGCCCAGCUGCAGGCGGAGGUGGGGCGCCUGGCGGCCGAGCUGCAGGAGGCGACGCAGGAGAAGGUCCAGGCCGCCCAGUACGGGCUGGCGGUGCUGGAGGAGAACGGGGAGCUCAAGCAGCGCUGCGGGGAGCUGGAGGGGCAGCUGGAGGGGCUGAGCUCGGAGCUGUCCCAAAUGAAGGAGGCCCUGGCUGAGUGUCACAGCAGCCACAGACGGGCGGCCGUGGCCGGGGAGACCCGGGAGGAGAGCCUGGUGCGCGAGGCUGCGGCCAGCGAGGCCCAGCUCGCAGCCCGCCUAGGGGAGCAGCAGGGGGAGCUGAGGCACCUGCAAUGCCGGCUGAGCAACGCGGGUGCUGAGAGCGAGCGGCUGCGCGCCGCCCUGCAGGGCCUGCGCCAGGAGUGCCAGGCCUUGGAGGCAGAGAAGGCCCAGCUGCGGGAGGAGCUGAAGCAGUACAAGUGCCGGGAGCUGCGGCAGCUGCAGGACUGCGCUGAGCUGGAGGAGGAGAACAUCUCCCUGCAGAAGCAGGUGUCCGUGCUCAAGGGCAACCAGGUGGAGUUUGAGGCCCUGAAGCACGAGCUGCGGUGCCGGGAUGAGGAGGCAGCGCUGGCCGGCGCCCAGCUGGAGGAGCUGAGGCGGCUGCGGGAGCUGGCGGAGCGGCAGCUGGAGGAGGCGCUGGAGACGCUGGCGGUGGAGCGGGAGCAGCGGCGGGAGCUGCGGCGGGAGCUGGCGGCCUGCACCGGGGGCCGCCCUGGCUCGCUGGGCAGCCUGCAGGCCGGCCUGGAGGAGCUAAGCCAGGACGAGGAGCUGGACAGCGGCUUCGCCAAUGGCAGCGCCAGCGUGGGGGACUUCGGGGAGCGGGCGUCCACUCCCCGCGCCCGCCCUGCGCCCAGCCUCGUCGCCGACCUCUUCAGUGAACUCAGCCUGGCCGAGGUGCACAAGCUGCGGCAGCAGCUGCUCCAGGUGGACCGGGAGAAAGCCUCCCUGGCAGCUGAUGUGCAGGAGGCCCGGGGGCAGCUGGACAGCGCCAGGGUGGCCUUGACGGAUCAGCAGCAGCGCAAUGGCCUCCUCCUGGAGCAGCUCAAGGCCAGGCCAGCAUCCCCGGAGCCCCAGCCCUGGCAGGACCUGGUGGCGCAGCUGGAGGGGCAGCUGCGGGCCUCCCGGAAGCUGGCAGGGGAGCUGCAGGCCCGGCUGGCCCAGGCCCAGGAGGAGCUGCUGGGGCUGACGGAGGAACUGGCCACCCUCUACCACCAGGUCUGCGCCUGGCGUGGCCUGACGCCGCAGCGGGUGGUGCUGGAUUAUUACCGGGACGGGCGCGGCACCAGGAGGCUGCUGGGCAAGAGGGAGCUGGCGGGCAAGACCCAUCUCCAGCCGGAGCCAGGGGCGGGGCCCUGUGAGGACCAGUCACCCGCUGGGGAGCCCCUCAAUGUCUCCAACCUGGCGGUGGUGCUGCGGGAGCAGCUGGGGCACCUGCAGGGGGCGCUGGUCCUGUGGCGGCAGCAGCCCCCCGGGCAGGGCCCGCCAGCCGCCGAGCUGGAGCCGGACAAGGAGGUGCUGGCGGAAGAGGUGAUGAAGCUUCGCUCCCUGCUCAGCACCAAGCGGGAGCAGAUCGCCACGCUGCGCACCGUGCUCAAGGCCAACAAGCAGACGGCGGAGGUGACGCUCUCCAACCUGAAGGGGCAGUACGAGGGGGAGAAGGCCCUGGUGUCGGACACCAUGCUCAAGCUGCGCCGCGAGCUGAAGGCCUUGAAGGAGGACGCCACCACCUUCUCCUCCCUGCGCGCCAUGUUUGCCAGCCGGUGUGACCAGUACGUCUCCCAGCUGGACGAGAUGCAGCGGCAGCUGGCCGUGGCGGAGGAUGAGAAGAAGACGCUCAGCUCCUUGCUGCGCAUGGCCAUCCAGCAGAAGCUGGCACUCACCCAGCGCCUGGAGAGCCUGGAGAGCCCGGCCCACGGCACCCGGGCCAGACCCCGCAGCACCAGGAGCACCGCGCACUGAGACCUCAGCGGCCUCGCAGAGAAACUGCAGGAUCGGUGCCAACCAGAGCCAGCGCCAGGACCGGCACCGCCCUUCACCGCCCGUGCCUUCAAUGCUGCAAACUGCCGACAGACCCCUGACCUCUGCCGCAGCUGCCCCGCCAGCGGGUGGCUGCCGGGCCUUAACCGCUCAGGGCUAGGUAGGGUGUAGCCAGCCGGCCCGCUGCGGGCUGGGGGCGGAGCACUGGCCGGUGUCUCUGCCUUGCUGAGGGAGACCUCCUCCUCCUCCUGCCCUCAUGGGGGUGGCUCAGGGUCCCACACUUACAGGGCAGGGGCCAGGCCUGGUGCUCAGAGACCCCCCCCCCCCACACACACACACACUUACAGGGCAGGGGCGUCUCGGUGUGGGGCCAGGCCUGGCGCUCAGAACCCUCCCCCCACUGACAGGGCAGGGGCGUCUCGGUGCGGGGCCGGGCCUGGCGCUCAGAGGCCCUCAACACCUGCACUUUUGAGGCACUAUCCCCUUUUCUCACUGCACCGUUUUGCACUUCGAGCUGGUGAUCUCAGGGGAGUGGCUGGGGGGGUACCCGGGGUAGUACCCGGGGUGUGGGGACGUGCGCUGUAUGGACUGCUCUGUGUAUCCCCCGGGGCCAGACACGUGACCGGGGCCUGGUUACUUUGCAUCUAAUUAAACAGCUUUUGUCUCCUCUCGGGCCUGGAACUCUGGUCGGGGGGUGGGCGAAGGCGCUGCGUGGCCCGUGCCACGCACCCCACGGCUGUAGGAUGGGGGGCGGAUCAGAGUAGAUGGGCUGUGGGGGCACAUCAUGCUGGCUUUAGCAGGGGCUGUGGGGGUCUUUGCUUCGGCCUCCCACCUGAAGUGCCAGGUGCUGCACUGAUCCCCACUGUACUGACCGCCCCAUAUGCCUCCAGCCUCCUAUGCCACAGCUGGGUCAGGGCCCACAUUGCGUGGAGUGCUACAUUCCCACCCCCGGUGAUUGGAGUCCUCCUGUUGUAUGGGGUCCCCCAUAGACCCUUGGGCCUGAGAUCAGGGCCCCCCAUUGUGCUGGGUGCUGCAUGGCUCCCCUGCCUGAGCUGGGGGUCCCAG
Messenger RNA from Chelonia mydas (Green sea turtle), 3272 nucleotides. Its product is annotated as protein bicaudal D. Lineage: Eukaryota; Metazoa; Chordata; Testudines; Cheloniidae. Gene Ontology annotation, cellular component: Golgi apparatus; cytosol. The transcript is spliced from 9 exons. Bases 93 to 2189 code for a protein of 698 amino acids. The record is from RefSeq and is a predicted model, not a curated record. Gene Ontology annotation, biological process: regulation of microtubule cytoskeleton organization; protein localization to organelle; microtubule anchoring at microtubule organizing center. Gene Ontology annotation, molecular function: cytoskeletal adaptor activity; dynein complex binding; dynactin binding.